This is a messenger RNA of Trichechus manatus latirostris (Florida manatee), 3672 nucleotides long. RefSeq names its product amyloid beta precursor protein binding family A member 1 (gene APBA1). The transcript is spliced from 13 exons. Gene Ontology annotation, cellular component: cytoplasm; dendritic spine; plasma membrane. Gene Ontology annotation, biological process: chemical synaptic transmission. The coding region runs from base 104 to 2611 and encodes 835 amino acids. The record is from RefSeq and is a predicted model, not a curated record. Lineage: Eukaryota; Metazoa; Chordata; Mammalia; Sirenia; Trichechidae. Gene Ontology annotation, molecular function: protein binding; amyloid-beta binding.
GCGACAGCAGCGGGAGAAGAUGGUGGCGAUGGAGCCCCGUGGAGCAAAAUGAGCGUGCAGUGAGCCGGCUCAGCCUCUCUCCCAGCGGUCCCUGACGCCCACCAUGAACCACUUGGAGGGGUCCACGGAGGUGGAGGUGACUGACGAGGCUGCAAGUGGGGAGGUGAACGAGUCGGUGGAGGCCGACCUGGAGCACCCCGAGGUGGAGGAGGAACAGCAGCAGCACCACCACCAUGCGAGUGGCCACCCGCGCGGGCGCACCGUCGAGGACCUCCGCGCCCAACUCGGGCAGCAAGAGGAGGAGGAGCGCGGCGAGUGCCUGGAGCGCUCGGCCAGCACCGAGAGCGGCUUCCACAACCACACAGACACGGCCGAGGGCGACGUGAUCGCCGCGGCCCGCGACGGCUACGACGCGGAGCGCGCGCAGGACCCCGCGCAGGACCCCGAGGACGAGAGCGCAUACGCCGUGCAGUACCGGCCCGAGGCCGAGGAGUACACGGAGCAGGCGGAGGCCGAGCACGCCGAAGCCACACACCGCCGUACGCUGCCCAACCACCUGCACUUCCACUCGCUGGAGCAUGAGGAGGCCAUGAACGCGGCCUACUCGGGCUACGUCUACACGCACCGGCUCUUCCACCGCGGCGAAGACGAGCCCUACGCCGAGCCCUAUGCCGACUACGGGGGCCUUCAGGAGCACGUGUACGAGGAGAUUGGGGACGCACCCGAGCUGGACACGCGCGACGGCCUGCGGCUGUACGAGCAGGAGCGCGAUGAGGUGGCAGCGUACCGCCAGGAGGCCCUGGGUGCGCGGCUGCACCACUACGAUGAGCGCUCUGAUGGAGAGUCCGACAGCCCGGAGAAGGAGGCCGAGUUUGCGCCCUACCCGCGCAUGGACAGCUACGAGCAGGAGGAGGACAUAGACCAGAUCGUGGCCGAGGUCAAGCAGAGCAUGAGCUCGCAGAGCCUCGAUAAGGCGGCCGAGGACAUGCCCGAGGCCGAGCAGGACCUGGAGCGCGCCCCUACCCCGGGCGGGGGCCGCCCUGACAGCCCUGGGUUGCAGGUGCCGCGGGCGGUGGGUACUGCAGGCAGCGGCGAGGUGGUGCAGCGGUACAGCAAGGAGAAGAGAGAUGCCAUCUCGCUGGCCAUCAAGGACAUCAAGGAGGCCAUCGAGGAGGUGAAAACCAGGACCAUCCGUUCGCCUUACACUCCCGACGAGCCCAAAGAGCCCAUCUGGGUCAUGCGUCAGGACAUUAGCCCCACCAGGGACUGUGACGACCAGAGGCCGUUAGAUGGGGAUUCUCCCUCUCCUGGCAGUUCCUCACCCUUGGGUGCAGAGUCCUCUGGUACACCCCAUCAUCCCAGUGACCCCGCGGAAGCCUCCACAAAUAAAGAGUCGGUGACUUCACUCACUGCUGUGGCUCUCUGUGUUACAGUUCCUGGACCUUGUGACCCUGAAGACUUGAUUGAUGGGAUCAUUUUUGCUGCCAAUUACCUUGGCUCCACCCAGCUGCUCUCAGACAAAACUCCCUCCAAAAAUGUGCGCAUGAUGCAGGCCCAGGAAGCAGUAAGCAGGAUCAAGAUGGCCCAGAAAUUAGCCAAAAGCAGGAAGAAGGCUCCUGAAGGCGAAUCUCAGCCAGUGACAGAGGUGGAUCUCUUCAUUUCUACCCAGAGAAUCAAAGUAUUGAAUGCCGACACACAGGAGACAAUGAUGGACCACCCCCUGAGGACCAUCUCCUACAUCGCAGACAUUGGGAACAUUGUUGUGCUCAUGGCCCGCAGGCGGAUGCCCCGCUCCAACUCCCAGGAGAACGUGGAAGCCUCUCACCCUUCCCAGGACGGGAAAAGGCAGUAUAAGAUGAUCUGCCACGUCUUUGAGUCAGAGGAUGCCCAACUGAUCGCACAGUCUAUUGGGCAGGCAUUUAGUGUGGCAUACCAAGAAUUCCUCAGGGCCAACGGGAUUAACCCCGAAGAUCUCAGCCAGAAGGAAUAUAGUGACCUGCUCAAUACCCAGGACAUGUACAACGACGACCUGAUCCACUUCUCCAAGUCUGAAAACUGCAAAGAUGUUUUCAUAGAGAAGCAGAAAGGAGAAAUCCUAGGUGUGGUGAUUGUGGAGUCCGGUUGGGGGUCCAUCCUGCCGACUGUGAUCAUAGCUAACAUGAUGCAUGGAGGCCCCGCAGAGAAGUCGGGGAAGCUGAAUAUUGGGGACCAGAUCAUGUCUAUUAACGGCACCAGCCUGGUGGGCCUGCCCCUGUCCACCUGCCAGAGCAUUAUUAAGGGCUUAAAGAACCAGUCCCGAGUCAAGCUGAACAUCGUGCGGUGUCCUCCGGUAACCACCGUGCUGAUCCGGAGGCCAGACCUGCGCUACCAGCUGGGGUUCAGCGUCCAGAGCGGAAUUAUCUGCAGCCUCAUGCGAGGAGGAAUAGCCGAGAGAGGAGGCGUUCGCGUGGGACAUCGGAUCAUUGAAAUCAACGGACAGAGUGUUGUCGCCACCCCCCACGAGAAGAUCGUCCACAUUCUUUCCAAUGCUGUUGGGGAGAUCCACAUGAAGACGAUGCCAGCCGCCAUGUACAGGCUGCUGACGGCCCAGGAGCAGCCCGUUUACAUCUGAGCCCGCGCGCCCCUCCCGGGCCUUGCGGCAUGCAUGGAGGACUCUCCUCACUCGUGGUCGUGUGUCUAGUGCUGCAUCUGUGUGUCCGCUGAGACAUUUCCCUCUCACACUCAGCAUUGGGUUGUGCACAGGAAGAGGGGAAUCCGCAAGGACCUCUUCGGUCUCUCUCUCCAGUUUGUAUUUUUUUUUAAUCCAGGGAAGUUUUGUGUGCACUUGCUUGGGAUGGAGAGCUGCCGCGAUCCUCCCAGGACCCUCUUGAAGGGCCCUCUUGGGGGUGGGGUACCCUGAGGGGGGCUGUCGCUGCCCAGCAGGGAAUCAUCCUGUCCCAGGAGGUGCAGAUCUUGCAGAAGGCGCUCCCGGGGGGUGUUGGACAAGCUGAUUCAGCAGUGCCUAAAAUCCAGUUGCUGACCUGUGCUCUCCUCACCUGGAUGUAUAGGAAUAUGGUAGUGAUGGGGGCCAGCCCACGGCUUUGAGGAUAUGUACUGCCCACAAUGCAGCGGGCACAAUACAUUUGUCUCCACCCAGAAUUUCUGAGCCAACCUUAAACCCAUUCUGUAGCUAGUUUUAGUUUUCAGCAUAUGUGUGUUUCUGAUACCGUGGGCCUUCUCGCCCCAGAGGGCAGGGAGGAGGAACUGCCUUGCACAAGGACACCGUAGCCUCACAGGGAGCUUGGCAAUUCACGGGGCAGCCAAAGCGUCCAUAGCUUGUCCCGAGGUUCCCAGCCCCUGGAUCAACACAGGCAGGUUCCAUCUGCCUCUCCUGUAUUUCACCCUCACCCACACACAGUCACGCUUGUAUAUCACCCUUCCCUCCUCCCCACCACCAAUAAGAUCAGCUGAAAAUGCCCCCCGCCUGGACCUGCCUCUGAUAGCACCAGAGCCCCUGGACCACCCACGUGGCCUCUCUGGGCAGCCCCUUGCCCUGGCAGGCGGGGUGGCAUGAAGACUGGCUGGCCUCGUCCUGCAGGAUCCCUCUGGUUGAGGCCUGGCCCUCCCAGACCACCUAGGCUCAAAGUGUCCCCCUCUGAGGGAGUGGACCCCACUCUCCCCAUACACACACAC